This is a messenger RNA of Physella acuta, 1649 nucleotides long. Its product is annotated as protein unc-93 homolog A. Lineage: Eukaryota; Metazoa; Mollusca; Gastropoda; Physidae. The record is from RefSeq and is a predicted model, not a curated record. Gene Ontology annotation, cellular component: striated muscle dense body; plasma membrane. Gene Ontology annotation, biological process: regulation of muscle contraction; regulation of potassium ion transport. Gene Ontology annotation, molecular function: potassium channel regulator activity.
GACCACACCUCUUCCCUUGAGAUGCUGGACGUCAACCUCCACAACCCAUUAAUAGAUGGACACACCAAUGUCAAGGUCAUUGAUGGUGUGGCCAGCACUAAAGCCCUACAGGAACCUGCUGUUGGCCAGUCUAUGGGACCGAGACAGAUCCGAAAAAAUAUUUUUGUGAUUAGCAUCGCCUUCGUCUUUCUCUUCACUGCUUUUAACUGUAUGGCAAACCUUCAAACGAGUUUGAACAAAGAGGACGGUGUUGGAGCUUGGAGCUUGUCCACGAUUUAUGUCAGUUUAAUUGUUUCCUGCAUGUUCCUGCCAAAUUUUAUCAUUUCUAGAUUGGGCUGCAAGUGGACGAUACCGAUCUCAAUGGUUGGAUAUAUUCUAUACAUGUGUGCUAAUUUUUAUGCUGUCAAGGGAACUAUGAUCCCAGCAUCCAUCAUCUUGGGUGUUGGAGCAGCCCCUCUAUGGAUAUCCAAGUGUAUUUAUCUGACACAGCUGGGCGUCUGGUAUGCCAAAUUGACAAAACAAGACCAAGAUGGAAUCAUCAAUAUGUUUUUUGGUUUCUUUUUUUCUUUUUUCCAGACUUCCCAGAUAUGGGGGAACCUCAUCUCCUCCCUUGUUUUUGCCCCUGACAAAAGUAACACGACAACAGAUACCAAAUAUUGUGGGGCGCGUUUUUGUCCAGAGGUCACUAAGACAAAUGGGUCAGAUAACUUUUCACAGACAACAGACAAGGUGUACACUGUCUGUGGAAUUUACCUGGCGUCUGCUGUCAUUGCUGUCAUCAUUGUGUCCAUCUUUCUGGACCGGAUAGUCCUGGAUAAAGAGACAAGUGAAGAGGACAGAAAACUGAGCCCCAAACUUUUGAUCUCCACCUUCCGCCAUCUGUUCAGUUCACCCUUGCAAGCCUUGUUGGUUCCUCUUACAGUCUACAGUGGUUUAGAGCAGGCAUUUUUUUGGGGAGAUUUUACACAGGCCUAUAUCAGCUGUACCCUGGGUAUUUGGAACCUUGGCUACGUUAUGAUAUGUUACGGUGUUGCUGAUGCCCUUUGCUCCAUUCUCUUUGGUCGUCUGGUUGUUUACAUUGGUCACAUCCCAUUUUUUAUCUUCGUUUUUAUAAAUCACGGAGCUUUGCAGAUUGCAUUUUUGUUGUGGAGACCCCAGGAAAACCAGCAAGUUAUUUUCUAUGUAUGUGCUGCAUUGUGGGGCAUGGGAGAUGCUGUCAUGCAGACACAGCUCAAUGCACUUUAUGGAAAUUUAUUUUCUGACAAAGCUGAGGCAGGUUUCGCUAACUACCGCUUGUGGGAGUCGUUGGGUUUUGCAGUGACAUACGCCUACAAUGAUUAUCUGUGCACAGACACAAAACUGUAUGUGUGUUUGGGUGUUCUAGGCACAUCUGUCAUUUGUUAUUUUAUUGUUGAACUCAUGUCAUGGCGAGCAAAGAAAACCAGUUUAGAUAUAACAAAACAGUGAUUCUCAUAAUGUGCAAUAAAUAUAUUCAAAUGAAUGCCUGAGUAAAGUAUCUAUUAUUUAACUGCUAUGAAGUUGGAGAAUUCAGUGCAGUGGCACUGGUAGGCAUGGCUAGCUGGAAGUGACGAGGUGAAAUGAGAACAAACAGAAAAACUUUGAAGAUAAAUUUAUUUCACCAAGUAGAC